AACCUUUUCUCUUCACUUCACCCAUUGAGUUGGGUAUCCUUUCCUCCUCCUUGUCCUCCUCCUACCUUUUGUCAUGAAGAAACCCUUAUCUGACUGAUUAACUUCAAUAUCUCUCCUAAACCUAUAUAUAUCACGUCAUUUUUUUUUCUUCCUAACAUUCCCUACCUCAUCACCAUCUCAUGGAUUUUUAUGAUCAUGGACUCUGAUCACAUGCAACGAAAACUUUCUGUAGGCACUGAUCCUGAUAUUGAUGAUUCUAGGUACACCAGUUUAAGAGACAUUAUUUUGAGUUCGCCGACAAGCCAAUCUGCAAUUCAAGAGGGAAGUGAAUUCGACUCGUCCAAGAUAACCAUUAGGAAUGAAUUGGUCAAGUUUGCAGCAUCUGCUUAUCUUCAAUCCGCGGCAAUCCUUGUUACGAAGAAUGAGAAUUGCUUCGCUAAAUACUGGGGGAAGCUGAGGAAUGAUGCUGCUACAUCGUGUUUGUGUUGGAAUGUGUAUUUCAAGGAGCCUUUGCAGGCUUGUUUCCAUCCAAUUUAUAGGUUUGUUUCGUAUUUAGGGGCCGUUUGGGAUCGGGCCAUUCGAGUGACAUGAAAUUAUACAUUGAUUUACUAAUCAAUUGUUUCCCAAAGAGGAAUUUUUUGUUGUUGUUGUUUUUCUUUUUCUAUGCUUCUCCGAAUCAGAUACAUUUUGAAUGUAAUUAUAUUUUUUUGCAGAGCUAUUUUGUAUGUAAUUAUUUAUUAAAAUGAUAUUUCGCCU
Molecule: messenger RNA, 756 nt
Organism: Rubroshorea leprosula
Lineage: Eukaryota; Viridiplantae; Streptophyta; Magnoliopsida; Malvales; Dipterocarpaceae
Source: the annotation of a GenBank genome assembly